AAUUUCUUCUGCAUCCUGGGUUUGACCAUCACUGCAUUGACAUUGUUACCGACCAUUUCCCUGACUUUGUCCUCAAAAUCACUCACCAAACUGUACAGCUCAAGAACCCCCUUACUUAGUGCUUUGGACUGGCUCCAGCACCGAAUUGUAUCUGAGCUCCGCUGCCGCCCAAGUUUCCGGCCGCGAGCAUUUCGUUCUCACUCACUUCCUUUGUCACCCAAAUAGCGACAUAUUCUGUUCUUAGCUCUAUUAUAUAACGAUAAAACACAGCCAUGUCAGCAGAAGUUAGUUACGCCGCAUCACAAAUCUUAGCUUCUGGCAGCGAGCGCGACCCGAGCUAUAACGAUUUCUCCUUCGUCCCCUUCUUACGCAAUAGCUUCGGCUUCGGACUGGCCUGUGAUGUGCCCGUCUGCAAGGCGUACAGUGAAGGCCACUGCCCCUUAGGGCCAGCUUGCCCCGAUCGACAUCCGACCCCAUCACGAGUGACGACGUCCACGACCACCGCUUCCGGAUUGGCACCGUCUACGACGCACGGGUCACUCGUCUGCAAGCACUUCCUCAAGGGGCUGUGCAAAAAAGGACUCAAAUGUGAAUAUCUCCAUGAAUACAACCUUCGUCGGAUGCCAGAGUGCCAGUCCUUUUCGCGGUCAGGCUACUGCCCGAAUGGAGACGACUGUCUGUAUCAGCACGUGCGGGAGCAGGCUCGGUUACCGCCGUGCGAACACUACGAUCGGGGGUUUUGCCCGCUGGGGCCGCUAUGUGCCAAACGCCAUGUGCGCCGACGCCUGUGCCAGUACUACCUGGCAGGUUUCUGUCCAGAGGGCAAGGGUUGCGCGGACGCUCAUGCCCGGUGGAUCGAGAACCUACCCAAGCCGUCAAUUAGGGUGGAGAAGACUGAGGAGGAAUUGGAGCGAGAGAGAAUUUUGAUCCGGGAGGAGCAGGAAAGAGAAAAGGAACGUGAACGUGAAUGGAGGAGUGAGCGGGGACGAGGGGGUGGAUUCAUGCGUGGUCGUUUUAGAGGCCGCGGACGUGGGCUAUAAGCGGGGACAUGUUUUGUGGGAUUUCUUUUUGGAUAGGAAAGAGAGAAGGUUAUUUGUUCGUGGUGGAUUUAAGCUUAUUAUUAGAACGUUUGAGAUACCCAAGUUCAGCCAUUGACAAUCUAUUCGUAUGUAUGAUCUAGUGAACCAUAAUGGCGGCUGCUAUAGGGUAUGGAAGAGCGUAUAGAGUAUAUCACAAAGGAACAAUGCCGCGGCCAUUGUGUCUGGUUUCGUGUAACACAGUUUGCAGCCACAGAUUUGGCUGUCGAUUAACGUGACAUGGCGUCGUCGUACUUGCAGAAGUGGAUGACAUCACGACAGCAAGGCCAGUGCAUUGCGAUAGUUAUCCGAGUCACAUUUCCUAGUCGUUGUAGAUUACUCACCACAACGGAAUUGAAGCGCAGAAGAUGGUAUCUUUUAUUCCCCUGAUUGGAAAUCAUUCUUCCACCUCAAUUAGAGAUCAUUCAGCAAGGUCCUGUUCGAUCGAACGUUCUGGGAGCAGGGAAGGGGACCAUUUGCUAAUCAUCAGUAAGACUCAGCUAAGUUACCAGCCAUGCGGAUUAUUGGCCCAGGAGGCGUCGGUGGAGCAAUGGACAUU
Messenger RNA from Aspergillus pseudonomiae, 1635 nucleotides. It is a transcript of the gene yth1, whose product is annotated as cleavage polyadenylation factor RNA-binding subunit YTH1. The record is from RefSeq and is a predicted model, not a curated record. The transcript has a single exon. NCBI's taxonomy places the organism in Eukaryota, Fungi, Ascomycota, Eurotiomycetes, Eurotiales, Aspergillaceae. Gene Ontology annotation, molecular function: metal ion binding; RNA binding. Bases 273 to 1040 code for a protein of 255 amino acids.